UAUCAAACCCUCUCUCGAAGUUUCCAUCUCUCUUCCACAAAGAUAUUUUGUUGUGCGUUGUAUUCCCUUCCACAUAAAAAAAAAAAGCCAUUACUUCUCAACUCUCCGAUAUUUUCUCCAAGAGAAACGUAAAUUUGCAGUUCUUUGUCACUAGUUUAAUUUCGAUGCUGUAGAAUUGAAGAGUGAGAGAGAGAGAGAGAGAGAUCGUUGAAGACGCAGCGGUGAUCGAAACAGAGGAGAGAUUGGAAAUGGAUGGUGGAGGAUCCAACGUUAGAUCUAGCUACUACAACGUCCUCGGUAUUCGCAAAGACGCCUCUGUUUCCGAUGUCCGGGCUGCUUACCGUAAGCUCGCCAUGAAAUGGCAUCCGGAUAGAUACGCGAGGACUCCUGAUGUCGCCGGAGAAGCCAAACGUCGAUUUCAGCAAAUCCAAGAAGCCUAUUCUGUUCUGAAUGACGAGAAUAAGCGCUCGAUGUAUGACGCUGGACUAUACGAUCCCCAUGAAGAUGACGACGACGACUUCUGCGACUUCAUGCAAGAGAUGAUCUCAAUGAUGAACAAUGUCAAAGGCGAGGGAGACAGCUUGGAGGACUUGCAACGGAUGUUCACGGAUAUAGUUGGUGGAGAUAGCGUGAGCUUUGCCUGUAACGACAAUUCAAGGAACAGCAAAAGACCACGUGUUAAUAUCUCAAGGAGCAGUGCUGCGAUGCGUUAGUAUUGUUUUUCUCUUUUGUGUUUGUGUCGUGUCGUUUCGCCUUGAAUUGUCUCAUGCUAAGUCUCAAAUUUUCUUAAUUGUCAUUUCGUGUUUUAUUUUCUUGUGUCAACUCUGAAGGCUAUAAAAUAAAAUAUCUUUGAAGUGCAACUAGAACUACUUCAAAAUUAUUGGAAA
Brassica rapa (field mustard) is the source of this 887-nucleotide messenger RNA. Its product is annotated as dnaJ homolog subfamily B member 8. Lineage: Eukaryota; Viridiplantae; Streptophyta; Magnoliopsida; Brassicales; Brassicaceae. The record is from RefSeq and is a predicted model, not a curated record.